Messenger RNA from Truncatella angustata, 1765 nucleotides. RefSeq lists its product as uncharacterized. The transcript is spliced from 2 exons. Gene Ontology annotation, biological process: regulation of transcription by RNA polymerase II. The record is from RefSeq and is a predicted model, not a curated record. Gene Ontology annotation, cellular component: nucleus. Bases 142 to 1401 code for a protein of 419 amino acids. Lineage: Eukaryota; Fungi; Ascomycota; Sordariomycetes; Amphisphaeriales; Sporocadaceae.
GUCGAUUGGCUCGCGUUCGGUGGCAAGUAGUACAGUUGGCGGUGACUCACAACCUGCCACGCCAUCCUUCCAGGAACCUGCCGAGGAAGAGACGAAGAGGCGAAAAAAGUUUUCCAAAACGUUCCCAAGCUGGACCGCACCAUGACAGAUGUGUACAGUGACGAGCUCUACAGCCCGCACUUCACCAUUACCUCUGCAUCUCCCCAACCACAAGCGCAUACUGCCAUGUCACCUACCAGCGGCGUUUUCGCUGAGCGCCUUGCUUUGGCCAAUACUCAACACCUGAGUGCCGUGCAAUCUCCUGUGUCGAGCACUUCACGUACCAACUCGCCCUUCCGUCAGGGAUCGCCGUUGGCACCCUCGUUGAACGAUUUCUCGCAGAAUGCACCUCAGAUACGCUUGAACUCGGCCCAGCAGAUGCGCGAGAAGCAAAAGCAGGAGCGUGAUGCUCGGGCUCUUCAGGAGCAGCUGAGCCGUACUGCCAAUCAGCAGCAUGGCACGCCGAGCACCAUCUCGCCCAAGGAUGCAAUGCUCGACUUCAACGAUUCUGAUGAAUGUGCAGACUUCCCGCUCUUCCCACCUCAGGAGACGAGCACCUUCGACUUGAACCAGCUCAGCAAGGUCGUUCCCCAGCAACGGCAACAGCAACAGCAACAGCAACAGCAACAGCAACAGCAACAGCAACAGCAACAGCAACAGCAACAGCAACAGCAACAGCAACAGCAACAGCAACAGCAACAGCAACAGCAACAGCCGCAACAGGUGGCCCAGAUACAGCAGAGGACCCCACUUCAGACUGCAUUCGAUUUCAGUAUGCCGACGAAUGUUCAGUUGCCGCAGCAGUAUCCGUUCAUAUCGCGGUCUCGUCAGCACCAGGCCACCCCUUCUGUGUCCAGCUUCACGCGCAUGAGCUCUGCCGACACCAGCGGCUCCAAUGGUAGUGACACUGGGGUGCAAAGACCAGCCAGAACUACUGCAGAUGGCGGAACAUACACCUGCACGUAUCACGGAUGCACUCUACGAUUCGACACUCCACAGCUACUACAGAAGCACAAGCGUGAGGGUCACCGCCAAGCAAAUGCGCUGACGCCCACGAAGCCGGUCGCACCCUCACCUGGUAUUCCGGACACCCUCCUUGGUAGCCAAGCAGGACCACAUCGUUGCGACCGCAUCAACCCGAGCACGGGAAAGUCUUGCAAUACGGUGUUUUCACGACCCUACGAUCUUACUCGUCACGAGGAUACAAUUCACAAUGCACGCAAGAGAAAGGUGCGCUGCAAUCUCUGCACCGAGGAAAAGUCGUUCAGCAGAGCCGACGCGCUCACCAGACAUUACCGCGUCUGCCACCCAGAUGUCGAGUUCCCGGGCAAGCACCGCAGACGGGGUGGUUCUGCAGCAUGAUCCUCAUGAUGGUUUGUCAGCGAUAUCCUAGCAACUAGCACAUUCGGUCAUGGGGGUAGUUCUGGUCUGUUUCCCCCGAUCGUCGCAUCUGGAUGCUGCAGUUGGGCACGGGAGUGGAGACGACAUGCAGCCAUUGAGCAAUUCAGGGUCCAACGCCAACGUCAAUAUGCAGGGACUUUGACGGGGCUACGCGACGACUAGGCCGGGAAUGGGAAGAUCUGCGGGUUUGCACGUUCCUUUUCCUCACAUACCCACUCAAUUUGGUUUGGUGGGGCAGAUCCGGCGUUCCCCAAUGACGUCAAGCUGGAUCAGCUUGGAUCGAGCCAACGAAAGUCUGCAUCACCACCGACAUCAUCGCCCGACU